Molecule: messenger RNA, 780 nt
Organism: Beauveria bassiana ARSEF 2860
Lineage: Eukaryota; Fungi; Ascomycota; Sordariomycetes; Hypocreales; Cordycipitaceae
Product: ribosomal family S4e
Exons: 3
Coding region: 1-780 (259 amino acids)
Biological process (GO): translation
Cellular component (GO): cytosolic small ribosomal subunit; ribosome
Molecular function (GO): structural constituent of ribosome; RNA binding
Source: RefSeq, a predicted model, not a curated record
AUGGCCCGCGGAAUCAAGAAGCACCAAAAGCGUCUCUCAGCCCCCUCCCACUGGCUGUUGGACAAGCUUUCCGGCGUCUAUGCCCCCAAGCCCUCGGCCGGUCCUCACAAGCUGCGCGACUGCAUGCCCCUGAUUGUCUUCAUCCGCAACCGCCUCAAGUAUGCGCUCAACUACCGCGAGACGCGCUCGAUCCUGAUGCAGCGCCUGGUCAAGGUCGACGGCAAGGUCCGCACCGACAUGACCUACCCGGCGGGCUUCAUGGACGUCAUCUCGAUUGAGAAGACGGGCGAGAACUUCCGCCUUAUCUACGACACCAAGGGCCGCUUCACCGUCCACCGCAUCCAGGCGGAGGAGGCCGAGUACAAGCUCGGCAAGGUCAAGCGCGUCCAGCUCGGCAAGGGCGGAAUCCCAUUCUUGGUCACGCACGAUGCCAGAACUAUCCGCUACCCCGACCCUCUCAUCAAGGUCAACGACACCGUCAAGAUUGACCUCGCCACCGGCAAGAUCACCGACUUUGUCAAGUUCGACACUGGCGCCAUUGCCAUGGUCACUGGCGGUCGCAAUAUGGGCCGUAUCGGUGUCAUCACCCACCGCGAGCGCCACGACGGCGGUUUCGCCAUUGUCCACAUCAAGGACGCCAUCGACAACACUUUCGCCACCCGUGAGAGCAACGUCUUCGUCAUUGGUCAGGACAAGCCCUGGAUCUCCAUUCCCAAGGGCAAGGGUGUCAAGCUCACCAUUGCUGAGGAGCGUGACCGCCGCCGCGCUCUGGCCAACUAA